Messenger RNA from Protopterus annectens (West African lungfish), 3616 nucleotides. It is a transcript of the gene PRR7, whose product is annotated as proline rich 7, synaptic. Lineage: Eukaryota; Metazoa; Chordata; Ceratodontiformes; Protopteridae. The record is from RefSeq and is a predicted model, not a curated record. The transcript is spliced from 3 exons. Bases 1420 to 2106 code for a protein of 228 amino acids.
GAAUUUUGCAGACACACAAAAAGGGGUGGAUUAGAGCAAGGAGAUUCUCUAUUUUCAGCAAAGCUGGGAAAGAGAAAUGGCUGGAAGACAAAGAAGUCAUGUGCUUAAUUUAAAAACAAAAGAUCGUUGCAAAAAAGAACGAGGUUAGUAAGAAAAUCAGAUUAGGAGCCAAUUAAAAGUCAGUUAAAGAGUUAACUCAGACAAGAAUGAAUAGAAAGCAGCUGUUCUGCUAAUAUGAAAUAAUGUUGCUAGCCGUGUUGCUAAUACACAGUAACUGCAAUGAGAAACGAGAAAGCAGGGAAUUCAAAUCCACAGAGAGCAAGGACCCUGAUGACCCUUAAGUAUGAUCCAAAAUCCUAUAAACUUAAAGCAUUUGGGAGAGAGAACUCAGCAUUGUUACCUUUCCUGCACUUACAGCAAGGUAUUAUCAUGAAUCUCUUGAACAAAACAGAAAGAUGAAAAGCAACAAAGAAUUUCCUGGGAUGGAACUUCUGAAGUAACCUGUUAACCAUGUAUAUAUCUGGGUUGGCCAAAAGCAGUGACAAAUAAAGGUUGGUUCUGGGUUCUGGGAAAGUGAAGGCGAGACAGAGAAAAAAAAAACGGGGGGGAGGUGGGAGUGAGAAGAACAGGCUGACAGUCAGAAUCCAGCUCAGAGUUGGAAAGUCAGUCCUUAAUGUACAGAGACCACUGCCCUUUCCAUGAUACUUGGAAGGUUUACUAAUCAAAAUCAUUGUUUUUCUCCUGCCUUAUAACCCUCGCCACUGGAGUCAGUCCUGUAGUCAUGGGUGGACUCCAGCCGAAGACUCAAAAAGAAAGAGCAAGACACUGUGAAUGAGUCGAUUAAUGCCUGACCUGCAGACAGUGGAAACCUGCCAAGGAGUCGAUAUGGCUUUUUAAUUCAACAAUAAAGAGAUCAAAGGCAAAGGGAAAGAAUAGCUGUCCUUCACAGAAGGUUUCUGCCACAGACCACCUGCAGCUACUGGGAAUUUCAGCUUCAUGGACACAUGGAAUUGUGGAGCACAUAACAUAUAAUGUUUUCUGCCUGUUCUCAGUUAAAGAUUCGCUGCAAUUAACCAUAAGGUCACUGCUGGAUAUUUUGGUGCUCAGAUCAAUUCCCUGGGAGUACAGUUUGCCUGCAGCAAAUAUUCUUCUUGACCAGAGAUGCUUGGAGGUUAAGGAUGUUAACAGCUUGUCCAUCUAGAAGAGAACAUCGAUUUUCUGGCUUCAGACAUAACUUGUUCAAAUGUUUAAAACAAAACUAGUGGUAGUUUUCUCAUGGCAUCUUUGACAGACUUAGAGAAAAUAAGAGGCUGCCUAGCACUUUGACACAGCAGAGGCCUCCUGACUGCAUUAGUUUGUGCUGGCACAACUGCUUGGCUUACUUCCUGUUUGUCAGUCUCAUUUUAAUGCGUGCCCACCAUGGUGAUGUCCCAGGGUACUUACACCUUCCUGACAUGUUUUGCUGGAUUCUGGUUGAUAUGGGCUCUCAUUGUGAUGCUCUGCUGCUUUUGCAGCUUCCUUCGACGAAGAAUCAAGCAACGCCGAGAAGAGCGGCUACGGGAACAGAGCUUGCGGACUUUAGAAAUGGACCCUGUACAGUACGAUGGAUACACAGGUGGACUGGCUGGGAUCACUGUUUCACAGAGUCCCCGAUAUGAGCCACAUCAUCCUCAGGCUGCAGCCCAAAGACCUUGGACAACAACAAAUGAUUCAGACCUCUCCAAGCCACCAUGUUAUGAAGAAGCUGUUCUUAUGGCAGAACCACCACCACCCUACAGUGAGGUCCUCUCAGAUACCCGUGGAAUCUACCGAAGUAUGAUGCCACCAGUCCAAAAAUUUGAGAAGACUGAAAAACAUGAUCCUGUUCAGAGCCACAAGCCUGCAUAUCCUAGUUUUAUACAAAAUGCUACUGCAGACUGUACACAUCAAGACAGCAGUCUACGUUCUAGCAUUGAUUUCAAUAGGAAUCAUAUGGUGUAUGAGGUUGAGCCUUAUCGAAGAGGUCUUCACCACUGGACAGACUCUGGGUUUUAUAGGGGUUUCCCAGACCAACCAUGUAGGAUACAAAUACCACUUCCAAUGUUUGGCAGGACUACAGCAGUUUAAUCAUUUGCUGUUCCCCUGUUGCAUUCUUACCUCUGGAAGGAGAUAUUUUUAAGGGUAACUGUGCGAUAGAGUGCAAGAACGCAUUCCUGGACCGGACGGACCUCAACUCUACUCUGAUAUGAGCAAGAUGAAAAGGGUAUUUAGAAGGCAGACCACACUUUUGUUUGUGUUUUGAAUCAGGAAGGGCUGAUGUAAAACAAAAGUCUUUUUUUUUUUUUAAAUUGUUGUUAUUUUUAGACAGAAAAUGAGCUAUGAAGCUAUUUCAUGACGUGGAAAAAGAUGUGUGGGCCUGGAGUUACCACAAUAAUCUCUUGUAGAAUUGCAGCAGGUACUGCUUUACAACAAAACUGUAAACACAGCCGUUAAAAAGCUGCCAUACCCUUGUCUUUACUGACUUUCAUUUUACUACUGUUCUGAAGUGUCCUCCGGAAAUGGAGUCAAAGAGACUUUUUACUGGCAGUGUUGUGACAUUUGUAAAUAUCUCAGGUGUGUAUGUGUGUUUGCUUUUGUACCUAAAGUUUAUAAAUUUUCUACUUUAGAAUUCAAGUUGUAAAGAAAUCGAAGACAUUUGAAAUGUUAAAGAAAGUCUCUUGUAUCCAAUGGGUCUGCAUUUAAGGAAGGAUGCCCUUAACAGUCUGUGUGUACUAUUUAUUUCAUGUCACAAUUGCUGUCUAAAAUGUUCUGUAUAAUAUGUUGAAUUUAUGUCUUCUGCUGUGGUUGACAACAGGCGAAAGCAUUAAGAAACAGUGCUACUGAGUACCUAGUCAGCUGUACAUUACAAAGUUUCACGGUUCACUGAUUCUUUUUCAUAGAGGGACACACUGAGUUCACCCUAUGGUUGCCCUUCUUUCUAGAAUCAUGUAGGUUGGAACUGGCAGAGCUUGUGAAGAUUGAGCCCUAGUCUCUCUUAGCUUACUGUCUUCUUUUACACCAGUAAGCACCACCAGACGGCCCUGUUAAAUGAUGCAUCAUGGUGUCACCAUUUGGGGGCUCUUCUGUCUAUGCAGCGGGCAAGAAUAAGAAAAUAUAUAACUUAGUGUUAUACAUCUAAAAAGUGGGACUGGGGAGCAUAAGGACAAAGAGAGUAAACUGAGUAUGGCAAGAUUAAGUGCAACUGGAUCACUUUAAAUGAGCAAUAUGCAGGUAACUUGUAGUGUUAAGAAUACUGAACGACUGAUUUAUGAGAACCACUAAACAAGUGUUUUACCACUCUCUUUCCAAUACAAAAAAGGAAUACCAGGCUCAUUUGUUGUAGAAGGAGGCAUGCAGAAGUGGGAAAAUGUGCUUGCAUGAUAAAGGUGAUAGCAAGAGCUUCAUUCCACAACAUCUCAACCUGUAAGACAAGGGUACCUGACAAAUCUUCGAACACUCAAAAUUUCAAACGUUACAUGGUCGAGACCAAACAUUCGAAAUUUUAAGUGUUCGAGGAUUGACUUUCAAUGGUGCCGUAUGGUGCAGAUAGGGAGAAUUUCCCUUUUCUGCACUGAAGUGCAGUCUCGGAGUUGGUAUA